AUGACGGGGUCCAAGAUUGAUGGCACUGCCAUUGCAAAGGAUAUUCGUGAGAAGUUGAAGGGGGAGAUUGCUGAACUGCAGGCGAAGAAUCCUAGGUUUAAACCUAAUUUGGUUAUUUAUCAAGUUGGAGAUAGAUCUGAUUCUAGCACAUAUGUGCGCAUGAAAUUGAAAGCUGCUGAAGAAGCAAACAUCCUCUGCAGCAUCAUCAAGUUCCCUGAAACCAUUACAGAAGCAGAACUCCUUUUCGAGAUUGAGAAGUCCAACAAUGACGCUGAGGUCCACGGUAUACUGGUCCAGCUUCCGCUACCAAAUCACAUCUCCGAACAUGCCAUCACAUCAGCAGUCUCUGAUGAUAAGGAUGUCGAUGGCUUCGGCACCAUGAGCAUUGGCGCUCUUGCCAAGCGAGGUGGCCAGCCAUUGUUCGUCCCUUGCACACCUCAGGGUGUCAUGGAACUUCUCCGAGUGAGCGGGGUCAAUCCUGCCGGUAAAGAGGCCGUGGUUGUCGGUCGUAGUGAUAUCGUCGGUAGCCCCGUCAGCUACUUGCUCAAGAACGCGGAUGCGACUGUGACAGUGUGCCAUUCCAAGACGAAGAACCUAGGCGAGAUUCUCAAGAGAGCGGACAUGGUUGUCGCUGCUAUCGGACAACCUGAGUUCAUCAAGGGCGAUCAGCUCAAACCCGGCGUUGUGGUCAUCGAUGUCGGCACCAACUAUAUUCCUGAUGAUACGAAGAAGUCUGGCCAGAGGCUCGUAGGUGACGUCCACUUCGAGUCUGCCGUUGAGGUCGCCUCUCAGAUCACCCCUGUCCCUGGUGGUGUUGGACCUAUGACUGUCGCCAUGCUGUUGAAGAACGUUGUUAGCUCUGCCAAAGCAUACUUUGAUAAGCAACGAGACCGACACAUCACUCCUCUUCCUAUCAAGCUGCUCAACCCAGUCCCUUCAGAUAUCGCCAUUUCGCGCGCUCAGAAACCCAAGGCUAUCACUAAGAUUGCUGCCGAAGUCGGCAUUGCUGCUCAUGAGCUUGAGCCAUAUGGUCACACAAAGGCAAAGGUCAGCUUCUCUGUUCUUGACCGCCUGUCUCACCGUCGCGACGGUCGUUAUGUCCUUGUUACUGGUAUCACCCCAACUCCUCUUGGCGAAGGAAAGUCCACUACUACCAUGGGUCUUACCCAAGCCCUCGGAGCGCAUUUGAACAGAAUUGUCUUUGCCAACGUCCGACAGCCCAGUCAGGGUCCCACUUUUGGUAUCAAGGGAGGUGCUGCUGGUGGUGGUUACAGUCAGGUUAUUCCUAUGGACGAGUUCAACCUCCAUUUGACCGGAGAUAUCCAUGCCAUUACUGCAGCAAACAACUUGUUGGCAGCCGCUAUCGAUACCCGCAUGUUCCAUGAAGCCACCCAGAAGGAUGCAGCUCUCUAUAAACGAUUGGUGCCUACUAAGAAGGGAAAGCGUGAAUUCCAGCCUAUCAUGUUCCGUCGCUUGAAGAAACUGGGCAUCACCAAGACCGACCCUAACGAGUUGACUGAAGACGAGAUUCACCGCUUCGCUCGUCUCGAUAUUGACCCCGACACCAUCACAUGGCGCCGCGUGCUCGAUGUUAAUGAUCGCCAUCUUCGUGGAGUUACCAUCGGUCAAGCCCCUACUGAGAAGGGUCUCUCGCGACAGACUGGUUUCGAUAUUUCAGUUGCUAGUGAAUGUAUGGCUAUUCUUGCGCUCUGCAACGAUUUGGCAGAUAUGCGUGAACGUCUCGGACGUAUGGUUGUCGCGACAUCAAAGAACGGUGACCCCGUUACAUGUGACGAUCUCGGUGUUGGAGGUGCUUUGACCGCUCUCAUGAAAGACGCUAUCAAGCCCAACAUGAUGCAGAGUUUGGAAGGUACCCCAGUUUUUGUCCACGCAGGACCUUUCGCAAACAUCAGUAUCGGCGCCAACUCCGUUGUGGCUGACAAACUCGCUUUGAAGCUUGCCGGUACCGAACCCGACGAGGACCACGACGCAAAGACCGGUUUCGUUGUCACCGAAGCCGGUUUCGAUUUCACAAUGGGUGGUGAACGAUUCUUCAACAUUAAGUGCCGAUCGUCAGGCCUUGUUCCCGAUGUCGUGGUGGUGGUUGCUACAGUCCGAGCUCUCAAGGUUCACGGCGGUGGUCCAGAAAUCUCUCCUGGCGCUCCUUUACCUGAAGUUUACCGUACCGAGAAUGUCGACAUCCUUCGCAAGGGAUGUGUCAACCUCCGCAAACACAUACAAAACGCACGCCAAUACGGUAUACCCGUCGUGGUCGCCGUCAAUAAAUUCGAAACCGACACCGAUGCCGAAAUCGCGGUCAUCCGUGAAGAAGCCAUUGCAGCCGGUGCCGAAGACGCCGUACCUGCCAACCACUGGGCUGAAGGUGGUGCUGGCGCCGUCGAUCUGGCCAAGAGCGUCAUCACAGCCAGUUCUCAGCCCAAGGAUUUCAAGCUUUUGUACAGCCUCGAGGGAUCUGUGCAAGAACGCAUUGACCAGAUUGCCAAGGUCAUGUAUGGCGCUGAUAAGGUUGAGUUUAGUGAACUUGCUCAGAAGAAGGUUGAUACAUAUACCAGACAAGGGUUUGGUAACUUGCCGAUUUGUAUAGCCAAGACGCAGUACUCGUUGAGUCAUGAUCCUUCAUUGAAGGGAGCGCCUACUGGAUUCACUGUUCCGAUCCGUGAUGUCAGACUUUCGGCCGGUGCUGGUUAUUUGUACGCGCUCGCUGCUGAUAUUCAAACCAUCCCCGGUCUCCCCACGGCACCUGGCUACCUCAACGUUGACGUUGACCCUGUCACCGGCGAGAUUGACGGUCUUUUCUAAAUCACUUUUUCAUUUUCUUUUCGAUUCUGUUAUUUAUGAUAUCCGUUGAGAUAUGAUGUUACAAAAUAUCUUCAUCACGUUGCAUAUAACAUGUUUCAACACAAUGCAUGGAUCUGGAAGUUGGGGUAGGGGUUUCUUGUGUAUAGGUUAGUGGUUAGUGGUUAGUGGUUUGUAUGGUUUAUUUAAUUCAGUCAAUGAUUCAUAUUGUAU
Talaromyces stipitatus ATCC 10500 is the source of this 3030-nucleotide messenger RNA. Its product is annotated as C1 tetrahydrofolate synthase, putative. Gene Ontology annotation, biological process: tetrahydrofolate interconversion. The transcript has 5 exons. Gene Ontology annotation, molecular function: methylenetetrahydrofolate dehydrogenase (NADP+) activity; methenyltetrahydrofolate cyclohydrolase activity; formate-tetrahydrofolate ligase activity. Lineage: Eukaryota; Fungi; Ascomycota; Eurotiomycetes; Eurotiales; Trichocomaceae. The record is from RefSeq and is a predicted model, not a curated record. The coding region runs from base 1 to 2820 and encodes 939 amino acids. Gene Ontology annotation, cellular component: cytosol.